Molecule: messenger RNA, 922 nt
Organism: Diorhabda sublineata
Lineage: Eukaryota; Metazoa; Arthropoda; Insecta; Coleoptera; Chrysomelidae
Exons: 2
Coding region: 119-922 (267 amino acids)
Source: RefSeq, a predicted model, not a curated record
CAAAAUCUUAAUUUAAAUACACUAUCGUUUCGCCUUUAGUGGGGAUUAAUGAGAUUGGUAUAAAAAGUAUGUUGUAUAUUUGAAACGGUACCAUUAGAUCUAUAUUAUUUAUGAAAAGAUGAAACUACUUGUGUUAAUAAGCAGUUUAAUAGUUGCGUCAACUGCUCGACCGGAGCCCCCUCGAGGUUACAAUUACCCAUCACCAAAAUUCCAAUCGGUUCAACAUUCUUUUACAUCUGGUCAAAUUCAAACACCCGCUUACCAAUUUCCGAUUACUACUUUCGGUAACGGCGAUCUAGGAAAUGAAAUUUUCUCCAACUUCGAUUCCGGAUCUUACGAUGAUUAUUCUUCUGGACCUGCAGUGAUCCAAUCCGGCCCGGCUACCGUGCAUAAGCAUGUCUACGUCCAUGUCGCACCGGAGGAACCCGAGGAAGUUCGUCCCCGGAAUCCGGUUGUAGUUAGUGCUCCUCAAAAGCAUUAUAAGAUCAUCUUCAUCAAGGCUCCUUCUCCGCCGAAACCAGCGCUACCAGUUAUACCGGUCCAACCACAAAACGAAGAGAAAACCCUCGUUUACGUACUCGUUAAGAAACCCGAAGAGGCGCCGGAAAUUAAUAUACCGGCCCCCGCACCCACCCAACCUUCUAAACCGGAAGUUUACUUCAUUAAAUACGGAACCAAAAAGGAGCAAACUGCUCAAGUCGAAGAAAAUAUUUCGAACGGGAAUAUUUUAGGCCAAGAAACUGGUAUUCUUAAUAACGGACAGUCGGAAAUUUCUACUUCAUUUGGAUCUACUGGGGGUGCUUCUUUCGACCCCUCGAUUGAACAAUCUAGUAAAACAAUUGGGGGUAAUCAUAAUCAGUUGGCUGCAUCAGUUGGAUUGACAAACAGUGCUACCAGAUAUGGCCCUCCAGGACAUAAAUAA